GAGAAGCAGCUCUUAGACAUUUCGUGAAAUUAAAAUCAAUUAAAGAGCUUAAAUUUCAUUGCGAAAAAAGAAUUUCUCUAGUUGCUUUUGCUAAAUUUACUUUAAAUAUUAAGGCAAAAAAUUGUUGCUCACUUUCGGCUUAGUUGAAAAUCAAAUAUAACUUAGAGAUAGUAGUAUAACUAGGUAAUACUAAUAGAAAAAGAGUGAGAAAUGUGAUUAUUGAAAAGAAAAAAAAGAGAGCAAUUUGAAAAAAUAUUUAAUCUUAAUAAGUAAAAUAUUUAAAAUAAAAUCAUGCAGUGGGAAGGGAAUCAAAACGACAAAAUACCUGUCGGUAGUCCACUAGAACACAUCAAAAGAAUAAGAAAUUUGAAGAUGCAAGGGAAAAAGGCUACAGCAAGUUUAAUACACCAAGAAUUGUCAGCAAAUGAUCAUUCUGAAACUUUAACUAUAAUGCUUGACGAUCUGCUAAGCCCAGAAAAAGUUAUAAGCGACUCAGAUAAUAUUGAAUGGUGUAAAUGGAUUAUUGCAAGUGGAAAAUCUCCCAAUGACUUCUCAACUCAAGUUCGUGGAUAUGAUAAUCAUGCUAAGUGUGGUCUUGUUUGGGUGCCUCAUGUAGUCGCUUACCGUUGUCGUAUUUGUGGCACGUCACCGUGCAUGUCAAUAUGUCGCGAUUGUUUUAAAAGAGGAAAUCAUAAAAACCACGAUUUCAACAUGUUUUUGUCACAAGCUGGAGGUGCUUGUGACUGUGGUGAUACAUCUGUUAUGAAAACAGAAGGAUUUUGUAGUGACCAUGGCAUAAAUAAUUGUGCACAUAAAGGUCCUGUUCCUCCUGAUUUGAUGUGUGUUGCAAAAGCGAUGAUGCCAAGAUUAUUGCUACGAUUGUUACUUCAUUUUCGAGAUCAUCAUAGCAAUCGAGGUCAUUCUUAUAACUAUGAGCGUGCAGCUAAAGACUGUGAUGAAUAUUGUAGCAUGCUUAUGGACUUUAAUAAUAUGGGAGAGCUUAUGAGAAGAAUAAUGACACAUUCGUUGAUUGAUCCAGAGGUUUAUAAAAGACUUGUUAAAUCGCCAUUUCCGAAAAAUAAGUUUGGUCAAUAUAUGAUUCAAAGUAGUCGAAAAUAUGAAGAAGCUAUAAAAAUGUUCCCAUGUCCAGAUCCACCAGAAGAUCGAAUUCCUUGUGUAUUGGAAAUGUCGGAAGAUGCCGACACGAUGAGUAAUCGUGUUGUUCAUGUUAGUGUUCAAUUGUUUUCGAAUGAAAAUCUUGCUCUUAAAAUGGUAGAAGAACUUAAUCUACUUCAUGUCAUGAUCAUCAGUUUGAAGUCAAUGGUUUCGAAGAUUUUAAUACCAAAUACUUUACAUGAUCCAGAAAAGAAUUUUCAUUUUGUUAUUGAUUGUGCUAAGAAAGUCAUGAAGGAGCAUUGCUAUUGGCCACUUGUAUCAGAUUUUAACAACGUUUUGUCACAUGAAAGAGUUGCUCUCGUCUUUUUAAAAGACGAUAACUUAAUCGAUAUGUGGUUUCAAUUUUUAUCAAUGCUUCAAGGAAUGAAUGUUAACAUUCGGGAGACUUCAAGUCAUGUCGAAUUCGAACCAAGCUCAUAUUAUGCAGCAUUUAGUUGCGAAUUAGAAGCGAGUGCGUAUCCAAUGUGGUCAAUAAUUUCACAUUUAAAAGAUGGAAGUUAUGCUGAGUUGUCAAAGAAAAUUAUGAACUAUUUGGUCAUUUACUUGCAAGAAUGGCUCGACGCUGUAAACUUUCAAUCGCCUCACAUGCCGAGUAGCGAAAUGAUGCAUGCUUCGUUUCAUUUCCCACUCCAUCGUUAUCUUGCUGCGUUUAUUUAUCAAGCUGUUAAAACAAUGAAUAUUCCGCUGAAUGACAUUCUACCUGGAUCUGAAACCAUCAAAUUACUUAUGAUUCAUCCCUUACGUGUUCAGUGA
Molecule: messenger RNA, 1929 nt
Organism: Clunio marinus
Lineage: Eukaryota; Metazoa; Arthropoda; Insecta; Diptera; Chironomidae
Source: the annotation of a GenBank genome assembly